UAGCGAGGAGACGCGAAUAGCGCAUGCGAACUCUAGAAGGCAGGAGGUGCGAAAGGAAGCGGUAGGGGUGGCAUGUCGACCGUUGUCCAUGUCUUUCAUCAUGGACCUCGAUCGCUCCUCGCUAUUAAUCGUUCACUCUCAGGGGGCCUUCUCAGGCGUUCGACCCUGCUUCCUCUGAAACAAAAGUCCUUUCGAACCUCUAAUUCUAGUGGAUUUCUAAUUUUGGCAAGCGCCUCUUUUGAAGAGGACCUCAACAACAGGGGAAAACCCCUUUACAAUUGCUCCAAGAACUCCUUUCUUUCAGGUCUGAUACAGGAAAUAGAGCCUUUGGAUGUGAGUCUCAUACAAAAAGAUGCAUCUGCAGAUACAAUAGAUGCCAUGAAGAGGACAAUCUCUGGCAUGCUGGGUUUAUUGCCUUCAGAUCAGUUUCAUGUCCUGAUUGAGGCCUUAUGGGAUCCCCUGUCCAAACUCCUCGUUUCUUCCAUUGUGACUGGGUAUACUUUGCGAAAUGCGGAAUAUCAGCUUUUCCUCCAAAAAAACCUUGAUAUAUCUGAGGGUUACUUAGGAAAACAUAAACUAGAGCAUUCAAGACUUGAUUGCCAUGAUGUGUUGCUUGAUAGGAACUCUAGAAUGUUUCAUUUAUCCAGUAGAAAGGAGUUGUCAUUUACUUCUGAAAAGCCUGAUGACCUAUCUGAGGAGAAAAUCAAUCUGUUCGGACUUGCGGAGAUGACACCUGAGGCUCGAGAUUACAUUACUCACUUGAGAUCAUGUUUAUCUUUAGCGAAAAGUGAAUUGCGUGAUUUGCGUCGAAAAAAUGCUGCUCUGCAGAUGCAACACGUUGUUGAGGAAGAAAAGAAUGACUUGUUACAUUACUUGAGGUCCUUGGAGCCUGAAAAGGUGGCAGAGCUCUCAGUACCAUCCUCGGCUGAACUGGAAGAAAUAAUACAUUGUGUCGUACACGGUCUCCUUGCUACGCUCUCCCCCAAAAUGCAUUCAAAGCCUCCCCCUCUGUUUGGAACUGGCAUGGCCUCAGCUGUAAAAUCUGGGGAGAAGAAUCAUGAAGAUACAGUCGAUAACACUUCCCUGCAGUUCCAGCCCCUCAUCUCAAUUACUCGCAAUUACCUUGCGCGUCUAUUAUUCUGGUGCAUGCUAAUGGGGCACCACUUGAGAGGUCUUGAAUAUCGAUUGGAGCUGGCGCAACUGCUCAACGUUCCAGAGACGGAUGCUCCCAGUGGCCGGCAAACUGCCUAACGCUGUAUUUUCCAGACAAUAGUUUUUGUAAUAAUUUAUAAGUUUGUUAUGAUAUGUACGUAUUAUAUAUAUGAAAUUUGACGCUUUCAAAAUAUUAGCUUUUUCCAAAAUGGUAGUAACCUGUAAUCCCCAGAUCUACCCCAAAAAAAAUAAAAUUGGGUUUCUAUAUU
Messenger RNA from Amborella trichopoda, 1421 nucleotides. RefSeq names its product MAR-binding filament-like protein. The record is from RefSeq and is a predicted model, not a curated record. NCBI's taxonomy places the organism in Eukaryota, Viridiplantae, Streptophyta, Magnoliopsida, Amborellales, Amborellaceae.